This is a messenger RNA of Symbiodinium natans, 1107 nucleotides long. The record is from the annotation of a GenBank genome assembly. Lineage: Eukaryota; Dinophyceae; Suessiales; Symbiodiniaceae.
AUGGCCCUGAAUGCAAACGCCAUGCGGGCGAGGAACAUCAUCCAGGGAAAGCGCAAGCGCGCCAAGGUCGACUACCGCGCCGUGGCGCGCGAGAUCGAGGCAGAGGAGCGGCGCCGCCAGGGAGUCUUCUCCGAUGGCUCCGAUGGAUCUCAAGGUGAAGAGGCCAUCGAAACCAUGACUCCGAAGGAGUGGUCCGCCAUGCAUGCGUCGCAGUGCGCGAAGGCCACGAAGCUCUUCCACCAGUGGAUGCUGUCGACGUGUACUCCCAGGCAUGACGAGCUCCUCAAGCGCAAGGGCAAGCUGGUAACCCGGCUUCCUGUGUCGCUGAUUGGGCCGGGCCGGAUCCUAUUGCAGAAGGGGCUGGCCUCCUAUGGCAUCACCCUGAACUUCCACGCCCAGGAGACCACGGUCGCUGUGGACGCCACAGCGCGCCAGCGCUACCAGGCGCGGCAUGUUGCCGAGUGGCAGGCCGCCAAAGCGAAGCUGGCGUCCAAGCCGCCGGCGCGGGACCCUCAGGCCCGGCCGACGUUGCGACUGGAUGCCCCUGCGCCGGAGCCCUCAGGCCAAGAAGAUUCCAAGGAGCCGGAGUCCGGAAACACGCCGCGCCGGAAGCGACUUCGCCGAAUCGUGGACUCGGACGAGGAGGCGCCCGUGGCCCCUGAAGCCAAGGUGCAACCGCAACCUGCGGCAGAGGAGGCCGCCGGCCCGGCAGAGACAGCAGCGCCUCCCAUGGCCGAGCAGCCGGAAGAGACGGCCGCACCGGCCGAGGAGGUGCCUGCUUCGACUGCCGAUUCGAUGGAGGCAGUUCCCUGCUCAGCCGAGGUGCUCCCCCCUCCGGCCGAGGAGCCUCUCGAGAAGACGGUGGUGAAGGUGAAGGGGGCGCUUGAGGCCACGCCGGCUCCACCUGCUGCAAAGGUGUUGGAGAUGCUGACCUUUCUGGAAACACAGCGAGUGAAUUCGGAGAUCAUGCUCUCCACAAAGAUCGGGGCCACCGUCACAGGACUCAGGAAGACCUACGCAGGCUAUCCCACUCUGGCCCAGCGCGCCAAAGACCUGGUCCAGCGCUGGAAGAGUGAGUACGAGAGAGAAAGGGCUCUCAGGGUUUAA